AUGGCUUUAAAUUUAGCAAUGAGCAGAAUAGUUCUAGUAUCACCCCAAAAAAAUCUAGAAGAAGAGAUUAUCAGAAAGAAAGCAAAACGAAUCUUGCAAAAUAGAUAUGGGUUUAGUGAGGAUCAAGUAAAUACCUUAUUCACAAUCCAGACAAAUGGACAAUGUGGAAGUACUUCUG
This is a messenger RNA of Dentiscutata heterogama, 178 nucleotides long. The record is from the annotation of a GenBank genome assembly. NCBI's taxonomy places the organism in Eukaryota, Fungi, Glomeromycota, Glomeromycetes, Diversisporales, Gigasporaceae.